AUGAAGAUGAUAGUUCUUUUAGUGGUUUUCUGGAGCGGUUUUUCGAAAGCUUUGAACGUAAAUGAAGCUUGCAUCACGCCGUGCAAUACACCGGGAACCUGCGUGGAAGCAGUUAAAUGCCCUUAUGCUAUCAGCAUUCUCAGAAAACAAAAUGCAACGUAUCAGGAUUCGGAAUACUUGUCCAACAGUAUAUGCGGCCGUUUGUCGGAAUCGCGUUCCGUUCCAUUGAUAUGCUGCCCUAGCUUACCUAAUCUUGGAGAAUGUGGGACAUUGGACAUCGGACGCCGUAUUUUCGGUGGUGAUGUCACUGAACACGGUCAGCAUCCUUGGGCAGCGGUGCUAAUUUACAACCUAGGAAGAAACCAAUUCGCUCCCGAAUGUAGCGGUUCGCUGAUAAACUCGAGAUUUGUGCUUACAGCUGCACAUUGCAUACUGGAGAUUCCUAGGAAAUGGAAAUUGCAGAAGGUACGGUUUAGUGAGUGGAAUGCACUGAAAAAGGCGAAUUGUACUAUCGUAAACGAUGAAAAGAUUUGUCGUCGAGAUUACGCAAUAGAAAGUAUUAUUGUUCAUUCUGAUUACAGGAAGAAAGACCCAAAUAGAAUGCACGAUAUUGCUUUGGUCAAGCUAGUGGAAGAGGUUACAUUCGACAAAUAUGUUCGACCAAUUUGCCUACCAAUGGAUGUUUCAAUUCAAGAACUACCCAUCGAUAGUGAAGAGUUCACUGUUACGGGUUGGGGUGUAACCGAAACUGGUUAUCGUAGCGCUGUGCAAUUACAUGUCGAUUUGGUCGGAAGGAGCAAUACCGUAUGUGAUAAAGCUUACUCCCCGAUUGGUAUCACGUUAACCGAUACUCAUCUCUGUGUGGGCGGUGCUAAGGGAAAAGAUUCCUGCAAAGGUGACUCUGGCGGGCCGCUGCUCAGACUUGUUGGUACCGUGUGGUACCAGGUCGGUGUUGUUAGUUUCGGGUCCAAGUUUUGCGGUACCACAGGCAUGCCCGGGGUCUAUACCAAUGUGGCAAAACAUAUCGAUUGGAUAGUUCAGACUGUGCAUGAAAGUUACUGUAGGAAGGAAACCUCAGAUGAACGUCUUAUCCUGACCGAUAUCUCCUACACCUGA
This is a messenger RNA of Sabethes cyaneus, 1116 nucleotides long. Its product is annotated as CLIP domain-containing serine protease B15-like. The transcript has 4 exons. Bases 1 to 1116 code for a protein of 371 amino acids. The record is from RefSeq and is a predicted model, not a curated record. Lineage: Eukaryota; Metazoa; Arthropoda; Insecta; Diptera; Culicidae. Gene Ontology annotation, biological process: proteolysis. Gene Ontology annotation, molecular function: serine-type endopeptidase activity.